Messenger RNA from Striga hermonthica, 933 nucleotides. The record is from the annotation of a GenBank genome assembly. NCBI's taxonomy places the organism in Eukaryota, Viridiplantae, Streptophyta, Magnoliopsida, Lamiales, Orobanchaceae.
AUGGCCGUUGUGAGCUGCUCGGCCGACGAGCUCCUCCCCCUCGCCGCCCCCAACGCGACCGCCUUCAUAUGCAUUUACCCAUUACUCUUCCCAUUCCCAGGUCGACAAUUUAGCCAAAAUUUCAGAAAAUAUGGCACGAAUGCCAUAGACGCCCAUGCCAUCGAUACAGCAUUCAACCUAGAGACGAGCCGCCACAAUAACCAGCUCCAAGAUUUACUUCAAAGGAACCAAAUUUCUGAGGCACGCCAACUGUUCGACCGGAUGCCCCAAAGAAACACGUUGUCAUUUAACAUGGUGAUUUCCUGCCACCUCAAGUUAGGCGACCUCUUUCAUGCCAGGGAGUUUUUUGACAGCAUGUCAGACCGGACUGAGAUUACUUGGACGGACACUGAUCGGACAGACGUCAGGCCCGAUGCGGUCACGUUUACAACCGUCUUGUCGGGAUGUGAUGAGACGAUUACGAAAAGGGACGUGAGCCAAGUUCAUGCCCAGGUCGCCAAGUUCGGGCUCAGAGCUGACCUAUCACUCUGCAACAGCUUGCUCGAUUCCUACUGCAAGUCCCAGAGUCUCGACUUGGCUUUUGACUUCUUUAUGGAGAUGGCCCUGAGAGACACCAUCACUUUCAACACGAUUAUCACGGCUGCUCGAGAGAAGGUGCGGUUGGCGAGGCACCGGAGGGGCUUUCCCUUUUCGACCAUGCUGAGUGUAGCUGCAAACAUGCAGGAUAUCAAGAUGGGAAGGCAGUUACACGGGCAGGCUCUCGUGACGAAUGCAGAUUCAGAAACCCAAGUGGCGAACGCGUUAGUCGACAUGUACGGCAAAUGCGGAAAGUUUGGGCAGGCCAUUACUUUAUUCAGGAGUUUGGCAUGCAUGGGCACUAUCCCCUGGACGGUCAUGAUUUCGGCCUACGUCCACCAUGGCCUCAAUGCCUAG